Molecule: messenger RNA, 4375 nt
Organism: Trichomycterus rosablanca
Lineage: Eukaryota; Metazoa; Chordata; Actinopteri; Siluriformes; Trichomycteridae
Gene: cemip2
Product: cell migration inducing hyaluronidase 2
Exons: 24
Coding region: 172-4314 (1380 amino acids)
Source: RefSeq, a predicted model, not a curated record
GGAGAGAGAAACGGGAACUGCAGUUAUUGCUGUUAAACAUGGUUUUAUACCGUAAAUAUUCACUACCGAGAGGAUUUACUCACUAAAUAACCUUCACCGGAGGCGUGUGAGUGCCGUGAAUGGAGCUUGAGCGCGGAGAGAGAGUGUGAAGGAAGUGGCGAGCUCUGUACCAUGCAGGCGAACAAUGGCUCCGGCCGCCUCCCCCUUUUCGUGGCUCCGCCCAACGGCUCCGCGCGCUACUCCCCGGUCCGGGUGGCGCCGACGCGAUCCCCGCCUCCCGCCAAAACCCCGCCUCCACCUCCCAUACCUCAUCUAAAGCCUCCGACUCCCGCCCCGGCCCCGCCCCGCCCCCCCGCCCUUCACCUGUCGGAACCUCGGGACGGCCGGGAGCGCGAUCAGAGCCGGCGGAGGAGGAACGCCUACAUCGUCACCGCCGCGUCCGUCGCCGCGCUGCUCCUGGUGCUGAUCCUCGCACUCGGCCUGCCGUCGUCCAGCGACGCCGUCGACGAGAACUGCCCUGAUCACGACCCGACGCUGAGGAACUGGAACCCCGGUCAGAAGCCGAAACAGGCCGUGGUGGUGCGCAACGGAGAGCGGCUUCGGCUGGUGGCGUCGGCCACCCUGCUCUCCCUCACCAUCAAAUCGGGAGGCCUGGUGGUGUUCGCCGACCACAAGGACGGCUCGAACAACGUCACCCUACGUACCCGCCACAUCUUGAUCGAGGAGGGCGGCGGCCUCCACGUGGGCGGGCCGAGAUGCCGCUACCGCUCCCGCGCCACCGUCGCCCUGCUGGGCCGCUCGGACGACCCCUCCGCGCCGCCCGACCCCGAAUUCGGGCGCAAGUUCGUGGGCGUGCGGGCCGGCGGCACCCUGGAGCUCCACGGGCCGCACCGGCCGUCCUGGACCCUGCUGACCCGCACCGUCCCGGCCGGCGGCCUGCCGGCGGGCGGCUACGCCUUCCAGAGGAACUUCAGCCGCGGGAUCAACCUGCGCGUGGUGGACCAGGACACGGGCGCGGUGCUGAGCACCGAGCGCUUCGACACGCACGACUCGCACAACGACAGCAGGAGGCUGAGCCAGGCGCUGCGGGACACGCCCGACGGGCGCGUCGUCACCCUCGCCGUCGGGGACUCGGCGGUCAAGAGCCUCCUGGAGGAAACCAAGAGGACCAUCCAGGAGCGACUGGGCAGCCGCUACGUCUACGAGCUGCAAUACAGGCAGGCGUGGGCCCUGGUGUCGGUGGUCGGCGGAGGGAACGGCUCCUGCACGGAGGACGUACGCGAGCACGAGAACCACGACACGGGCGGGAAGGCGCUGGCUCGCCGAGACUUCGUCACCGUGGACGGCGUGCGGUUCUUCGUCAUGGCCUACAGCGAGUGGAGCAACGGUUACCCCAUAUCGGGCUUCCGGGUGGACGUGGUGGACCAGGUGGUCCUGGACGUCCAGGACGACGUGAGCGGCUGGAGGCCGGGCGAGAGGAUCGUGGUUGCCAGUACCGACUAUUCCAUGCACCAGGCGGAGGAGUUCACGCUGCUGCCCUGCCCACACUGUACCAACACACAGCUGCGACUACAAGGGAAGCCCCAGUACGCCCACAUGGGCGAGAUCGUGGACGGCGUGGACAUGCGCGCCGAGGUGGCGCUGCUGACCAGGAACAUCCUCAUCCACGGAGAAAUGGAGAGCUCCUGUUAUGGCGACAACUGGUGCCAGUUCUUCGCGCACGACACCUUCGGGGGACACAUCAAGAUCCUGGGCAACUUCUCGUCGGUGCACAUGUCCCAGGUGGAGCUGAGGCACAUGGGACAGCAGGCCGAGCGGGACAGCCACCCCGUCCACUUCCACAUGUGCGGGGACGUGGACGAGCGCCGCGCCUACCUGGACUCGCUCUCCAUCCACCACUCGUUCUCCCGCUGCGUCUCCAUCCACGCCACCAACGGCCUGCUGGUAAGGGACACGGUCGGGUACGACACCCUGGGCCACUGCUUCUUCCUGGCGGACGGGAUCGAACAGAGAAACACCUUUUAUCACAACCUGGGCUUAGUGACCAGACCGGGCACCAUUCUGCCCACCGAGCGCAACGACACCAUGUGCACCAAAAUACGUGACCGAGUGCACGGCGCCUACGUUCCCUCGCCGGCCACCGAGUGCAAGGCUGUGUCUACAUUCUGGAUCGCCAACCCCAACAACAAUCUGAUCAGCAACGCAGCCGCGGGCUCACAGGAUGCCGGGAUUUGGUUCGUCUUUCACAACGCCUCCACCGGGGACUCUCACGGCCUCGUACCCGAGACCAAGUCCGAGCUCACGCCGCUGGGCAUCUUCUACAACAACCGCGUCCACUCCAACUUCAAGGCGGGUCUGUUCGUCGACAAAGGAGUGAAGACGAGCAACGCCAGCGCCGCCGACCCCCGGGAAUAUCUCUGCCUGGACAACAACGCCAGGUUUCGGCCGCACCAGAACUCGGACCCCGCCGAACCACGGGAGGCGGCCGUCAUCGACACGCUCAUCUCCUUCAAGAACAACGACCUCGGUGCCUGGAUCCGCGGUGGCGACAUCGUCAUUCGCAACUCCGGCUUCGCAGACAACGGCGUCGGACUGUCGUUCGCAAGCGACGGCAGCUACCCCAAAGACGUGGGCUCCAGCCAGGAGGUCUCCGAGUCCCUGUUCGUGGGCGAGAGCAGGAACCGAGGCACCAACGGAGGACAGAACAAGUACUGGGGCGUGGGAGGAGUGGACGGCAAGAUGAGGACGCUGCCCCGCAACAAGACGUUCCCCAUCCGCGGCUUUCAGAUCCUGGACGGCCCCGUGCGCCUGACGAAGAGCACGUUCAGGUCGUUCACGCCGACGCCGGAGCGCUUCAGCACCGCCGUGGGGUUCAGCCUGAAGAACGGCUGGCAGCUCACGCCCAGGAACAACCUGUCGUCUCUGUCCUUCCUGUCCAGCGUGACCCUGAGGGCGUUCUUCGGCCAGCCGGGCCAGUGGUUCGAGGGCAACGACCUGGACGGCGACAAGAACACCAUCUUCCACGACGUGGACGGCUCGGUGAGCGGCUACCCCGGGACGUCGGCGGUGAGGGCCGACAACUUCCUGCUCCGCCACCCCGACUGCGUGGACGUGCCGCGGUGGAACGCCUGCGUGUGCAGCGGCCGCUACGCUCAGGUGUACAUCAAGACCCAAGGCGUCCCCAACCUGAGCCUGUCCAUCAUCAGGGACGAGUAUCCCGACAGUCCCCUGGUGCUGAGGGGCAUAAACAGCCAGACGGCGCUCUCGCAGCAGUACCAGCCCGUCCUCAUGCUGAGCAAGAGCUACACGCUGCACUGGAACGGCCAGGCGCCCAAAGAGGUCGUCCUCUCGCUCGUCAACUUCGACCUGGGCGACUGGGCUCUGUUUGGGCUCUGCUACCCCUCGGACACGGUGUUCCAGGUGAUGUCGGACAUCUACGACCGCCAGAAAAACGUCUUCGAUGGCAUGGAGGACUACGGCUCCGUCUCUUCUCUGGCCGAGCUGGAGAAACGGCCGCUGGAGAGGAAGUACUUCUUCGACCGUGCCGCCGGCUUGCUCUGGCUGUUCACUCGCGCUCGGCACGGCCGCGACGGUCACGGCUACUGCUCCGUCCGGGGCUGCGAGCGGGUCAAGAUCACGGCCACCACCGGCACCAAGCAGACGUGUAACUGCACCGCCGCCGCCUACCCCAAAUACGCCAGGGUGCCCGGCGCCCCGGCGCCGAUGCCCGCCGUCGACGCCGAGCCCUGCGGCGACUGUGGAGCCUCCAAGCGAGUCUUCUCCAGCGACCCGUGGAACAGCUACGUCCAGACUCAGAUCAGAUCCCUGAACGUCACGGACGAGCAGAAGAACCGGACCGGAGCCUUCAUCGCCGUGAACGGCAAACAGUUCAACCUCGACAGAACCGGAUUCCUGGUUCUCACCGUGGACUCCUGCACCGGGGCGGUCAGCGGGAACUCUGUCUUCUCCAAACUGGACUCCAAGAUGGAGCAGCAUCUCAGAACGGGGAUUCCACAGCGGUCGAUCGUCCUGAUGGCCUCGAGAGGACGACCCGAGGGACUCGCCGGCGUCGCCGAGUACCUGGUUGCUAUGGGAACGGCCAAGGUGGCGGACCUGCGCGGAAAAGGCAGCCUGGCGUUCUUCGGCUUCCGAGGAGCGGCCGCGCCCCCGCCCUGGGUGUCCCUCCUGGCGGACCCGGGUCAGGAGGUCUGGGAGAAGUUCAUCCCCCUCUCGCCGGACGCGUACCCCUGCCCCGGGCGCCCGGAGCCGCCGCGCCGCCGGGACGAGGAGCUGCUGCGGAAGGCGCGGAGCUGAGACGCCGACCUGCGAGCGGGACGAACGUGAACCCAAGGACUCUAUUUAUUUUCGGGAAGGA